CGCGAAUUUUCAGGCGGGACGCGUCGACGCAGAUGGAAUGGCUGCCCAUUUUGGGCCAGACACGACGUGAGGACGCUGCCCGCGGCGCCGCGGACCAUCCCUAGCGAUGCUGCUGCUCGGCCUCACAGCUGUCCAUGCAGAGCUCUUCACCUCACCUAAAGUAGUGGCACAGUUCGGCAGGCAGAACCCGGCGCGCUACUUCGGCAUCGUCGACUACAAUUCCUCCUUACUAGUCUAUGCGAGGACGGGCCACUAUCCGCACGCGGAUCCGAAUCCACGCACGCUACUGUGGACAGGAUGCGACCACAACCUGAACUGCAUCUCUCGUUCAAAUACACAAUUGGCGCCCUGGCCUUCCUCAUUAGCGCACAACGCGGCCAUCUACGUGGCAAAUGACCAAUGGUAUGUGAUUGGCGGGCUCUGGGGUCCGGGAACGAGAAAAAGGGGGCUCGAGCGACGGGGACCUUUCUCCAGCAUAGACGAGUUGCUCGCGUCGGACGAGGGUCCGGUGUUGGUCCAAGGCGACCACGAGGGCUGCGUCGACCGACGCCCGCGGCAACGCGGUUCCUGCGAGUUCGACGGGAAAGUGUCCGUGGUCGACGGGAGGUUGUAUGCCCGGGCCAACUUGGUGAGGAGAAAUGCUUCCAACGGCAUGUUCGGCGGGCGGCACGUGCAAGUUCUGAAAUUUGAACCGGCUUUAUCGAAUUUUGAAUUGAUCAGUGUGCGCGACUACCGUGGAGUGGGAGCGCCGCCCGUGAGUGGGGACAACGUCUACUUCGCCGUGGUCUUGCGAAACCCCGUCGCGAAGGGCUACAUAUUGUUGGCGCCGGUCGUGCGCGAAGAGCCGACGCGGAAAGCGUUUAUUGGGAUGGCGUUUUCGUGUGACGGCGUGCACUUUUCUGAAUUCUUACGAGUGCUAGAAUCGACGCCGGCGUCCUACGGCCGCGGCACGGACCAUCCCGUGGACGGGGUGGUCGUGCGGGGCCCAAACGCCUACUUCUACGUCCACCGAGACGUGCCCGGCGUGCGGGCCGAGGAGAUCUAUAAGAGCCGGCUCGUGCGGUACACCGUGCCUCUCGCGGAGCUGAAGGCCGUGGCGGAACGCCGCCUGGACUGCGCGCCCGUCCCGAGCUGUGUGGAAAACAACCAGCACUAAGUCAUUGCUCGGCGAUGACGCGGCGGUGCUGCCCCCAUCGAGCGGUGCGGAACCGGCACCGCCACGCCAUCGAGCAGGCGUCGCGUCGAUGGCGUGGAGGACGACGCGAACGCGCCGUAAAAUUUUGAUUUCCACACAGGUCCCGCGGCCGCCGCUCGACUUCGACGCGUGCUGGCUCGCAUGCUUGUCGAGAGCUCGCGCCCGCGGCGACACGCGGCGCGGCGGCUUCCUGGACUCGUGCUUGGAACCGUGCUACCCGCCGCCCGGGGACGAGUGCCGGAGCCUGCGCCUCAGGUAUGGCAUCCGAGCGGGGACGUCGUGGGGCGCGGCCGCCGACUCGGCCGCGGUCCAGGCGCGGUGGGCGGCAUUGUCGUGUGACGAGCUCGUGGGCGACGGGGUGGCGAAUAAGUGGCGAGCGUAGUGUUAUUUUCUUCU
This is a messenger RNA of Pelagomonas calceolata, 1591 nucleotides long. NCBI's taxonomy places the organism in Eukaryota, Pelagophyceae, Pelagomonadales, Pelagomonadaceae. The record is from the annotation of a GenBank genome assembly.